AUGACAGUUCUAUACGAACGUUAUUGGGGUCGUUGUUUUAAUUGCGGGGCAAUCAAUAGAAAAACAAACGUCCAAUGUGUACGCUGUAAAGGCGUACCACCAUCCGAUGGGCAAAGCGUCUAUCCCGAGAGAUCCCAACGCUCAGUCAGGCCUCCGGCACUUCUCGUACCAAAUCUGCCCCCACCAAUGUCAAACAGACAGCAGCCCUCGUACAGGGAGCCCUCAUACGGGCCCUCUUACCACAGGCCAUCACCGUACAGAUCCCAACGUGCAGGACCAUUUCCGAAUUCUAUGUUUCCACCAUCCAGACCAGCUUCAGCGAGUGGACUCGGACCUACAUACGUCAACUGCCCCCAAUGCGGAAUCAAAAACGCUGCAGUCAACCUUGAGUGUUUCAACUGCCAUGCACUUCGUGCAGACACGAAAAAAUAUGUGUGUCACUGGUGCAAGACCGAAACACUUUCGCGUGAUGGACUCCAAGCUAGGUGCAAGAAUCAAUCGUGCCGACAUCCGGUUGCCCGUGGUGAGUGA
Mollisia scopiformis is the source of this 531-nucleotide messenger RNA. RefSeq lists its product as uncharacterized. The record is from RefSeq and is a predicted model, not a curated record. The transcript is spliced from 5 exons. Bases 1 to 531 code for a protein of 176 amino acids. NCBI's taxonomy places the organism in Eukaryota, Fungi, Ascomycota, Leotiomycetes, Helotiales, Mollisiaceae.